Penicillium subrubescens is the source of this 1491-nucleotide messenger RNA. It is a transcript of the gene gwt1, whose product is annotated as putative GPI anchor biosynthesis protein Gwt1. Gene Ontology annotation, molecular function: glucosaminyl-phosphatidylinositol O-acyltransferase activity. The record is from RefSeq and is a predicted model, not a curated record. Gene Ontology annotation, biological process: GPI anchor biosynthetic process; protein localization to plasma membrane. Bases 1 to 1491 code for a protein of 496 amino acids. NCBI's taxonomy places the organism in Eukaryota, Fungi, Ascomycota, Eurotiomycetes, Eurotiales, Aspergillaceae. Gene Ontology annotation, cellular component: membrane; endoplasmic reticulum. The transcript is spliced from 2 exons.
AUGGAUCCGAGCUACAAAGCGCGGAAAGAGGCCUUUGUGUCGAACCUAGCGGGAAGCAACAUCGCCGACAUCAACGCUGUCUCAUUUGUUGCAUCGGCAUCUGUCCUUCUCUGGUCUGCUCUUCAGUCCCGACUAUCCUUCUUCACACCAUAUAGCCCAGCGGCGUUGUUGACAGAUUUCAUCCUCAACGUGCUGGCAAUUCUAUUCGCGACAACCGCCUACUCGUCCGCGCCUGUCCUCCUAAACAUUUUCCUUAUCACACCUGCUGUCCUCCUUUACCUCACUCAGCCCCCUCAGCGCUCCCAAUACAAGGCGAAACCUCCUCGCAAGGCAGCCGCCAACGAUGAUCGGUCCCAGGACCAGGCAGAGUCCCUGCCCGUUCACCCGUUCCUCACGACCUACCGGGCCGCUAUGAUGGUUGUUACCUGUGUCGCCAUUCUCGCAGUUGAUUUCCGAGUGUUUCCGCGACGCUUCGCCAAAGUAGAGAAUUGGGGUACAUCGUUGAUGGAUCUGGGCGUGGGCUCAUUCGUAUUCUCUGCGGGUGUGGUAUCCGCGCGUGCAGUUUUGAAGAGCCGCGCCUCUCGGUCAAAAAAGACUCCGUUCGUUGGGCGACUGAUAAAAUCCGUUCGCCACUCAAUUCCUUUGCUUUUGCUAGGUCUCAUUCGCCUUUGGAGCGUGAAAGGUCUAGACUAUGCAGAGCAUGUGACUGAGUAUGGUGUUCAUUGGAACUUCUUCUUCACCUUGGGCUUUUUGCCUCCGUUUGUUGAGAUCUUUGACUCCUUGACGGCAUUGAUUCCGUCUUACGAGGCCCUGGCCGUGAUUAUCUCUAUUAUCUACCAAGUGGCUCUCGAGUCCACCGAUCUGAAGAGCUACAUUUUGGUCUCUCCCCGCGGCCCCGAUCUACUGUCCAAGAACCGCGAAGGUGUCUUCUCGUUCCUGGGUUAUCUAGCUAUCUUCCUAGCUGGCCGAGGUGUCGGCACUCGCAUCAUCCCUCGGGGCACAUCUGCCUCCAAAAAUCCUCAGCAGGCACGGAAGUCUGUACUGGUAAGCUUGACCAUCCAGGUGAUGUUCUGGUCAACCAUCUUCUUCUUCAACUCUUCGUAUGCAUUUGGGUAUGGUGCGAACAUCUUAGUCUCGCGCCGACUUGCCAAUAUGCCUUACGUAUUGUGGGUCGCGGCCUUUAACAGUGCACAAAUCCUGCUAUUCUGCCUGGCCGAGACCCUGUUCUUCCCAUCUGUUCACCGAGCUACCGGCAAAGAGGGCGAGGAGGAGCGAAAUGCAUUUGCGACCAGCCGAAUUCUCCACGCAUUCAAUCGUGGCGGCCUGGCGAUUUUCCUGGUUGCCAAUCUCCUGACUGGCGCGGUCAACCUGAGUAUUCCAACCUUGGAUGUGAACACCCCGCAGGCGAUGGCCAUCUUGGUCGCAUAUGCGGGUAUCUUGACUGGACUUGCUCUGGUCAUGGACAAGUUCAAUUUCAAACUACGUCUGUAG